This is a messenger RNA of Talaromyces rugulosus, 279 nucleotides long. RefSeq lists its product as uncharacterized. The record is from RefSeq and is a predicted model, not a curated record. Gene Ontology annotation, biological process: GPI anchor biosynthetic process. The transcript is spliced from 3 exons. Lineage: Eukaryota; Fungi; Ascomycota; Eurotiomycetes; Eurotiales; Trichocomaceae. Bases 1 to 279 code for a protein of 92 amino acids. Gene Ontology annotation, cellular component: dolichol-phosphate-mannose synthase complex; endoplasmic reticulum membrane.
AUGACGCGCGCACAACAAACAGUCUCCGCUCUCCUUUUGCUCUCUUCCCUCUACCUGGCUAUCUACCUUGGCCUCAUCCCCAUCAACGAGACCGUGCAGAACGAGGUUAUCCCUGUGCUGCCAUUCUACGCCCUCAUUGUUCUCGCCUGUUUCCUCGGUGCGCGCCUCGGCUAUAUGAUCCUGACGUUUAACGACGUGCCCGAAGAGCACGAGUCGCUCAAGAAAGAGAUUGAGCAGGCCAAGGCCGAGCUCCGCAAGUUGAAUGUCGAUGUCGAUUAA